AUGCGAUUGUUUGAUCAUCAGGAUGCUCCACAACCAGCUGUCCCAGUUCCUUUGCAGGAGCCACUGGCCCCAUCCAGCCUGGCACAGGCCACCCCCCAGGAGCAGAAGCAGUUGUUGAGCGAGCGUUUAUACCAUAUUAUUAAGCGUAGCCAUGGUGACCUAGCUAGUAAGAUCACUGGAAUGUUGUUGGAGAUUGACAACGCUGAGUUGCUUCACAUGUUGGAAUCCCCAGACUCAUUGAGUGCAAAGGUUGAGGAAGCUGUGAUUGUAUUGAAGGCACACCAGGCUAAGUACGUACAUGAUAUGACUCGUCACAAAGUUCAAAGGGCUGACACCUGUGUCCCUUCCACACAAGGAAUUCCUGCCGAUGUUCCACAACCAGCUGUCCCAGUUCCUUUGCAGGAGCCACUGACUCCAUACAGCCUGGCACAGGCCACCCCCCAGCAGCAGAAGCAGAUGUUGGGUGAGCGUUUAUACCACAUUAUUCAGCCUAGCCUUGGCGAUUCAGCUGGAAAAUUCACUGGAAUGUUGUUGGAAAUUGACAAUGCUGAGUUGCUCCACUUGUUGGAUUUCUGUGACUCCUUGAAUGCAAAGAUUCUUGAAGGUACGAUUGUGUUGGUGGCUCACCAAGCUAAGAAUCCACUAAAGCAGAAGCAGAUGCAGAUGUUGGGUGAGAGUUUAUACCACAUUAUUGAGCCUAGCUACAGUGAGCUAGCUGGUAAUAUCACUGGGAUGUUGUUGGAGCUUGACAAUUCUGAGUUGCUUGACAUGUUAGAAUCCUGUGACACAUUAAAUGCAAAGGUUGAGGAGGCUAGGAUUGUGUGGAAGGUUUACCAAACUAAGAAAUAUGGUGGUAAUUCUUCUGUGGUUGCUGUUGCAUGUUAAACAUCACGGCGCCGCGAGCAGCUCUACCAAGAGAUGGAUAUGUGCGCCUAAUAAGAUGACAUUAUUAUUAUUAUUAUUUGACAGUUAUUUGACAAUUUUAUAAUAUAAACACACCUACUAUCUUGAAGGAAUUUUCACAGGAUAUAUGAUCGUAACAAUCUCAAUACCAGUGAAAGGAUGUUUAAUUUUUUUGUCUAUAAGCUACUGAG
This is a messenger RNA of Anneissia japonica, 1094 nucleotides long. RefSeq lists its product as uncharacterized. Bases 1 to 885 code for a protein of 294 amino acids. Lineage: Eukaryota; Metazoa; Echinodermata; Crinoidea; Comatulida; Comatulidae. Gene Ontology annotation, biological process: regulation of double-strand break repair; protein polyubiquitination. The record is from RefSeq and is a predicted model, not a curated record. Gene Ontology annotation, molecular function: RNA binding. Gene Ontology annotation, cellular component: nucleus. The transcript has 6 exons.